AUGGCUGGUUCGACAUCCCCGGGGGGCACUCCGGUGACCGUUGACGCCGCGGCAGCGGCCCGUACAACAGCUGGCAAGAACGGCGACGACGGCGCGUGCUCGCCGACUCCAGACCGCGGUCGCAGCCGUGGUCGGAGUCGAACCCGCAGGCACGGCAAGGAGAUCGUCGUGCACGAGCGCACGGUCCAGGAGCGCCUCGUCCCGGGCGGCAACACGGUGUGGCCGAUGCUCACGCCGACGAACUACUUUGAGUGGUCCAUGCUGAUGCAAAUCAACAUGGAGGCCAACUUGAUAGAUGGUGGGUGCGAUUGUGGUGAAGAGGACGGCGAAGGAGGCGUGGACACGAUCAAGACCAUGCGCAUGGGCGUGGCGCGCGUCCGCGAAGCCACGGCGCAACGACUGCGCUCCGAGUUUGAGGCGAUCGCGUUCCGCGACGGUGAAACGCUCGACGCGUUCGGCAUGCGGAUCACCUCGCUCGUCAAUAACCUGCGCUCGCUCGGCGACACCAUGGAUGAGGUGAGAGUGGUUCAGAAAUUCCUCCGCGUCGUCCCGUCUCGGUACAUGCAGAUUGAUCUCGCCAUCGAGACGAUGCUCGACCACAACACGCUCUCAGUUGAGGAGCUCGUCGGUCGCCUGCGCUCCGCGGAGGAGCGCUACCUCACCAACGAUCAAGGUGGAGGCGGCGGGGCACAGCUGCUGAUGACGGAGGCGCAGUGGCAGGCACGGAAGAACCAGCGCGCCCAAGGCCAGAACAGUGGCCAGGGCGGCGGUCAAGGCGGCUCCGGUGGACCAUGCGGGUCUGGCGGACAGGGCGGCGGCUCCGGUGGACCAUGCGGGUCUGGCGGACAGGGCGGCGGCUCAAGCCGUCGCCGUGGCAAGCAGCAAAACCGUCGUGGUGGCGGCCAGGGCGGUGGUGGACAUGGCGGGCGCGACGGCGCGAACGGAGAGCACGACAUGUCCCAGGUCAAGUGUUACAAUUGUAACAAACCUAGGCACUUCUCCAAGCACUGCACCAAGCCACGACGUGAACGCAAGGAGCAGGCGAACUUGGCGCGUGGCGAAGGGGAAGACACGGAGACGUCUCUCCUGCUGACCACGGUGAGCGCGCUCUCGACAACCAUAGAGCGCCCGGUCGAGCGCGUUCUCCUCAACGAGGAGCGCUCCCAGGUGCGAGCCGGCCCUGCCGACGGUCGCUGCGACAUGUCCUGGUACCUGGACACCGGGGCGAGCAACCACAUGUCCGGGUGCCGGGAGAUCUUCUCCGAGCUUGAUGUCGGCGUGCGCGGCUCCGUGAGGCUUGGCGACGGCAACGACGUCCAGAUCGAGGGGAGGGGCACCAUUCUCUUUGAGUGCCGAAACGGUGAGCACCUGACCCUGUCAGAGGUGUACUUCAUACCUCGUCUUCGCAGCAAUAUUAUCAGCUUGGGUCAGAUGGACGAGCUUGGGUGUGAGACCAACAUCCGCCAUGGGCUGCUGCGGCUUCGCGAUCAGGAAGGCCGCCUCAUCGCGCGCGUUCAGAGGAACGGCGGACGGCUGUACGUGCUCCGCCUGACGGCAGGGCGCCCUGUCUGCCUGUUGUCACGCGGUGCGGACGAGGCGUGGUUGUGGCACGGUCGCUACGGCCACCUGAACUUCCGUGCGCUGCGGGAUCUGGGGUGCUUGGGCAUGGCGGACGGCGUUCCCGUCAUCGACCGCGUCGACCAAGUGUGCGACGGGUGCGCCCUGGGCAAGCAGCAUCGGCCGGUUCACCCAGGCCACGACGUAUCGCGCGGAGCGUGCUCUGGAGCUCGUCCACAGCGAUCUAUGUGGGCCGAUCAAGCCAGCCACAGCGGGAGGUAG
Messenger RNA from Aegilops tauschii subsp. strangulata, 1839 nucleotides. RefSeq lists its product as uncharacterized. The record is from RefSeq and is a predicted model, not a curated record. Gene Ontology annotation, molecular function: zinc ion binding; nucleic acid binding. NCBI's taxonomy places the organism in Eukaryota, Viridiplantae, Streptophyta, Magnoliopsida, Poales, Poaceae.